AUGUCAGGAAAGCGACUUCCCGGAUUCUUGCGUCGAACCAGACGGCGUGACUACCAGGAUUCAGAGGAAGAGGAUUACUUCACAACGGAUGAUGAUGAUGAAUCUCAAGGCAAGGGAAAGAAGAACAAUAAUGCUUCACAAAAGACAAAUGGAAAGCAAGUGAAGUCGUCUGACGCAACAAAAAAUAUUAGCGGAAGCAAAGAUGAUGCUUCCGAAUCGGCAAGUUCCGGAGGAAAUGGCAAGAAAACAACGUCACUGCAAGAUUCCGAUGAUCCAAAAGACGAGGAGACACGAGACAGCUUCAUGUCCAAUGGAACUGCAACUGCUUCCAGGAGUUCUUCCUCUCUAGUCAGAAGCAGCAGUAGCAACGAUAGCGCAAACUUUACAGCGCCUCCUACCAAGCCAGCCAAACGCGCCGCAUCCCGCAGCAGUACUCCUGUCUUGUCCUCUUCUUCGGCCCAUUUCAAUCGUCCCUUGGACCGAAAGUUAAGCUAUCGGGAGUCCAAAUUCGACGUAAUCAUUGCGGAUGAAAACAUCAAAAUGUCGGAACUGUGCAAACUGAGUUGGAAUGGAGUACCGCGUGAAUUCCGAGGCAUGGCCUGGAAAAUCAUGUUGGGUUAUUUGCCCACCAAUGCAAGUCGACGGGCCAAUACGUUGAAGAGAAAACGCAUGGAAUACAAGGAUGCCAUUGCGCAACACUACGACAUUGAUGACAAUGCUCGGACCUUGCAAGAACAAGAAACUCUGAGGCAAGUCUUGGUGGAUGUCCCCAGGACGGCACCCGAAAUUGCCCUCUUUCGGAACGAACGGAUCAAACGAAUUUUGGGUCGUCUGUUGUACAUCUGGGCCAUGCGGCAUCCAGCUUCGUCAUAUGUGCAAGGCAUUAAUGAUUUGGCGACGCCUCUGAUUGCCGUAUUUUUGUCGGACUAUUAUGAAGGAGAUGAUGUUCUGGAUGGGAAUGUCAUGGUUUUGCUUUCCGAAGAGAGUUUGGACGAAGUGGAAGCAGAUGUCUAUUGGUGUUUGACGAAUAUAUUGGCCAAGAUUCAAGAUCAUUACACAGCAGACCAACCAGGUGUCCAGCGAAUGGUCAUGCGGUUGGAAGAAUUGAUCACCCGUAUCGAUGGGAACCUUGCGGAACACUUGAUGGAUGUGGGCAUUCAGUUCAUUCAAUUUUCCUUCAAGUGGAUGAAUUGUCUGUUGUUGCGAGAAUUCAACCUCAAAUGCGUCAUUCGGUUGUGGGAUACCUACAUUUCGGAAGAUGGUUUUGAGGAUUUUCAUGUCUACGUCUGUGCAGCUUUUUUGUGUCAAUUCAGUGCGCAAUUGCAGGCUAUGGAUUUUGAAAAGCUCUUUGCCUUUAUGCAGGAUGUACCUACUGAGAAUUGGGGCGAGACAGAGGUGGAAAUGCUAUUGAGUCAGGCGUAUGUGCUGAGCACACUCUUUGGUGGAAGUGAUGCCCAUUUGACCAGUUCUUCUGCUAGGUAG
Molecule: messenger RNA, 1482 nt
Organism: Cylindrotheca closterium
Lineage: Eukaryota; Bacillariophyta; Bacillariophyceae; Bacillariales; Bacillariaceae
Source: the annotation of a GenBank genome assembly